AUGUCAGCAAAGUCCAUUCUCGAAGCCGACGGCAAGGCCAUCCUCAACUACCACCUUACUCGUGCCCCAGUUGUCAAGCCCACUCCCCUGAAGCCCAGUGGUGUGCACAAUGCCCCCGCAAAACUCGCAUCUCUCUAUUUCCCUGAGGACGAGAGUGUUGAGACCAUCCUGAACCAAGCUGAGGCCACCUUCCCAUGGCUUUUGACUCCUGGCUCCAAAUUCGUCGCAAAGCCAGAUCAAUUGAUCAAGAGACGAGGAAAGAGUGGAUUGCUUGCAUUGAACAAGACAUGGCCUGAGGCCAAGGCGUGGAUUGCUGCAAGAGCCGGCAAGGAACAAAAGGUCGAGACAGUGGUUGGAUAUCUGAGACAAUUCCUCGUCGAGCCAUUCGUUCCUCAUCCCCAAGAUACCGAGUACUAUAUCAACAUCAACUCUGUCCGAGAUGGUGAUUGGAUUUUGUUCACUCACGAAGGUGGUGUCGACGUCGGUGAUGUCGAUGCAAAGGCCGAGAAGAUCUUGAUCCCAGUUGACCUCAAGAAAUUCCCUUCCAACCAAGAACUAGCUGCCGCCCUCCUCAAGAAGGUCCCCAAGGGUGUUCACAAUGUCCUCUUGGACUUCAUUGUCCGAUUAUACUCUGUCUAUGUUGACUGCCAAUUCACCUACCUUGAAAUCAACCCCUUGGUCGUCAUUCCCAACGCUGCCGGCACCUCUGCAGAGGUCCACUUCCUCGAUCUCGCUGCUAAAAUCGACCAAACGGCUGACUUCGAAUGUGGCACCAAGUGGGCCAUUGCACGGAGCCCAGCUGCCCUUGGUCUUCCCGGAGUCAAGACUGAUGGGAAAGUCACCAUCGAUGUUGGCCCCCCGCUGGAGUUCCCUGCGCCUUUCGGUCGCGAACUUACCAAGGAAGAGAAAUACAUCUCUGAUAUGGAUGCCAAGACUGGUGCUUCACUCAAACUCACAGUUCUGAACGCCCAGGGUCGCGUGUGGACUUUGGUCGCCGGAGGUGGUGCAUCUGUCGUUUAUGCCGAUGCCAUUGCCUCAGCAGGUUUCGUCAGUGAGUUGGCCAACUACGGUGAAUACUCAGGUGCACCCACCGAGACUCAAACAUAUAACUACGCCCGAACUGUUCUAGAUCUUAUGCUCCGCGCUCCCCAACACCCAGAGGGCAAGGUCCUUUUCAUUGGUGGUGGUAUUGCCAACUUCACAAACGUCGCCUCGACAUUCAAGGGUGUCAUCCGCGCCCUGCGGGAAGUUGCCACCGUCCUCAAUGAGCACAAGGUCCAAAUCUGGGUCCGAAGAGCAGGCCCCAAUUACCAGGAAGGCCUCAAGAACAUCAAGGCUGUUGGUGAGGAGCUGCAACUCAACAUGCACGUUUAUGGACCCGAGAUGCACGUCAGUGGUAUCGUCCCAUUGGCUCUGCUCGGCAAGAAAUCCACCAUCCCCGAAUUCGGUGGCUAG
Messenger RNA from Exophiala bonariae, 1455 nucleotides. RefSeq lists its product as uncharacterized. The coding region runs from base 1 to 1455 and encodes 484 amino acids. The transcript is spliced from 2 exons. Gene Ontology annotation, molecular function: ATP citrate synthase activity. NCBI's taxonomy places the organism in Eukaryota, Fungi, Ascomycota, Eurotiomycetes, Chaetothyriales, Herpotrichiellaceae. Gene Ontology annotation, biological process: tricarboxylic acid cycle; acetyl-CoA biosynthetic process; fatty acid biosynthetic process. The record is from RefSeq and is a predicted model, not a curated record. Gene Ontology annotation, cellular component: cytosol.